UUCGAUGUGACUGGUUGUGACGUGUCGAAGUAAAAAAAGAAAAUCGAUACUUCAACACCAACGAACGAAAAACAUGAUUUAAAAUAACUGUUUCGGGAAACGAUUAGGGGAAUAGAUGCUUAGCUCAAAGAAGAAAUAAAAAAGAUAACGAAAAAGCGAGAAAAGUGAAGUAAAAGAGACAGAGAGAAGACAAGUUUCAUCAAAAUUAUCCACCGACAUCGAAACGAAAGAGUUAAGAGACGUACGGAUUUUAUAACAAAAAAAUUGUAAACGAUAUACGAUUUUCAUUAUGGCUGCAGUUCUAAACGAAGUGGUCAAAGAAUAUUUGGUUCUAAACGACCAUUUAGCAGACAUUAAAUCUGGUCUGGUUAAAAGAAUACAGCCUUAAUUGCGAACCUGUCGAUUACUCGUACAAACCAAAAGCAAUAGCGAUAUCCAGAGUGGUGUGGUAUUACUUCAUGUUGAAGGUCACAGAUCUUCUGGAAACGUUCUUCUUUGUACUUAGAAAGAAACUAAGUCAAGUCAACUUCCUUCACGUAUAUCAUCACUGUGGCAUGGUAAUACUAGCAUGGGUUGGCACUAAAUAUUAUCCCGGUGGUCACUGUACAUUUAUAGGAGUAAUCAACACACUCGUUCACUCAACAAUGUACACGCACUAUCUGUUGUCAACCAUGAAAAUAGACACGAAAUCGUGGAAGAAACACAUCACUCAGCUGCAAAUACUGCAAUUUGUUAUAAUAGCCUAUCACACUUCCCAAUUACUGUGGACGGAUUGCGGUUACCCGCGAUGGAUAGCGCUGGUGUUGCUGCCGCAACAAGUUUUCAUGAUCGUAUUAUUUGCGGAAUUUUAUUACAACGCGUACAGUAAGAAGAAACCGGCGAGUGCAGCAGCAACUAUGAAAAUGAAGACGGACGGCAUCCCCACGUACAUCUCGAAUGGCAAAUUGAAAGAGCAAUAAGUUCGCGUGGGGUAUUAUCCCCUCGAUUUGUCUCUGCUAUUAUUUUUCUAUUGUUAAUGUACUGAUAUCAAAAAUUUAAAAGUUAGUCGAUCAAUACACAAUGUACGUCAGUUGUUUAAUAAAUCUCGAGCCUAACAGUGAAGAACUUAUAUUUUUGGACAAAAU
This is a messenger RNA of Harpegnathos saltator (Jerdon's jumping ant), 1124 nucleotides long. RefSeq names its product elongation of very long chain fatty acids protein AAEL008004. NCBI's taxonomy places the organism in Eukaryota, Metazoa, Arthropoda, Insecta, Hymenoptera, Formicidae. Bases 459 to 959 code for a protein of 166 amino acids. Gene Ontology annotation, molecular function: fatty acid elongase activity. The record is from RefSeq and is a predicted model, not a curated record. The transcript is spliced from 4 exons. Gene Ontology annotation, biological process: fatty acid elongation, saturated fatty acid; very long-chain fatty acid biosynthetic process; fatty acid elongation, monounsaturated fatty acid. Gene Ontology annotation, cellular component: endoplasmic reticulum membrane.